CAUCAAAACAUCCGCGCACAAAACCUUCGCCGCUGCCCACCCACCGCGCCUUGCAGCGAGAAAUAAAUCCUCACUCAAGAACUCGACCACGAACGAGCCCGUCUUUUGUUCAAACUAACAGCCUCCUACUCGUGCUGAGAUCAACCAGACUCUUCUGCUGAUAUCUGAAAUACCAGGGCAUCUACAAACCAUGCAGGUCUCCAUGAUUCGUCAGCUCGCGAAAGCAGGUCUGCGCUCCUCCUCCUCCAUCGCACGCUCUUCUCCGCGGGCGUUUGUCGCCUCCUCCUCCGCCACCGCCAGCCGGCACCAGCUUUCCUCCUCGCGCUCGUACGUGAGCGAGUCAAAGAGCCGGAAGGCCGUCGCGACCACAGAUGCGCCGCUCACUUCACAUACCUCGGCACCGCCGCCUCCGCCUGGGUUCAAAUCCGCUCUCGAUGAGUCUACUGCCGAAAUUCUGCAGAAUGCCGAACUUCUGGACAGCGAAAAGCGCCCGAUCUAUCUCGAUAUGCAGGCGACUACUCCGCUCGAUCCCCGCGUGCUCGAUGUCAUGCUGAAAUUCUACACCGGCUUAUACGGAAACCCUCAUUCCCGGACACACGCCUACGGCUGGGAAACUGACACCGCUGUCGAAGAAGCCCGCGCGCAUGUAGCCAAGCUGAUCGGGGCUGAUCCCAAGGAAAUCAUCUUCACCUCCGGCGCGACCGAGUCCAACAACAUGAGCGUCAAGGGCGUCGCGCGGUUCUACAAGAACCGAAAGAACCACAUCAUCACCUCACAGACCGAGCACAAGUGCGUUCUCGACUCGUGCCGACAUUUGCAAGACGAGGGAUUCGAAGUCACAUAUCUGCCCGUCCAAUCGAACGGUCUGGUUGACCUCGAGGAACUCGAGGCCGCGAUCCGCCCCGAGACUUCUCUUGUCUCGAUCAUGACGGUCAAUAACGAGAUUGGUGUGAUCCAGCCCAUCGAUGAGAUCGGUCAGAUUUGCCGCAAGCACAAGGUCUUCUUCCACACCGACGCCGCGCAGGCGGUCGGCAAGAUCCCGAUCGAUGUCAACAAGUCAAAUAUCGAUCUCAUGUCCAUCUCCGGCCACAAAAUCUACGGUCCAAAGGGUAUCGGCGCCUGCUACGUCCGUCGCCGUCCUCGUGUCCGUCUCGAGCCCAUCAUCACCGGUGGUGGUCAAGAGCGCGGUCUCCGCUCGGGAACUCUUGCUGCGCCGCUGAUUGCUGGAUUCGGCGAAGCCUGCCGCAUUGCAAAGGAGGAGAUGCCGUACGACUCGAAGCACAUUUCAACUCUGUCGAAGCGUCUCUCCGACGGUCUUCUGGCAAUGGACCACACCAUCCGCAACGGUGACGCCGAAAGACACUACCCCGGCUGCGUCAACAUCUCCUUUGCCUACGUCGAGGGCGAGUCUCUUUUGAUGGCUCUCAAGGACAUCGCUCUCUCCUCCGGCUCGGCCUGCACAUCUGCCUCUCUCGAGCCUUCGUACGUUCUUCGCGCUCUGGGCGCCGACGACGCGCUCGCGCAUUCCAGUAUUAGAUUCGGAAUCGGCCGGUUCACCACUGUCGAGGAGAUCGACUAUGUGCUGAACGCUGUCAAGGAGCGGGUUACUUUCCUGAGAGAACUGUCGCCUCUGUGGGAGAUGGUGCAGGAGGGUAUUGACUUGGAGUCUAUCGAGUGGUCGCAGCAUUAAUCAGCCUAAAAGCGAGGUAUUUUUGUGUUUUGUCUUUGCUAGUUAAGUGGUGGGAAUAAAAUCUACAAUCUACAUUAUCUACACAACAAGUCGGCGUUUACUUUAAUGCUUUUUUUAUGUUGAUUUACAUCAGAAGUUCGAGUUAUGCUUUGAAAUAAUACACAUUUUACGCACAAGA
This is a messenger RNA of Myxozyma melibiosi, 1868 nucleotides long. Its product is annotated as cysteine desulfurase. Gene Ontology annotation, cellular component: cytosol; nucleus; mitochondrion. The transcript has 3 exons. Gene Ontology annotation, biological process: [2Fe-2S] cluster assembly. Gene Ontology annotation, molecular function: pyridoxal phosphate binding; cysteine desulfurase activity. Bases 191 to 1690 code for a protein of 499 amino acids. NCBI's taxonomy places the organism in Eukaryota, Fungi, Ascomycota, Lipomycetes, Lipomycetales, Lipomycetaceae. The record is from RefSeq and is a predicted model, not a curated record.